Durio zibethinus is the source of this 2534-nucleotide messenger RNA. The record is from RefSeq and is a predicted model, not a curated record. Lineage: Eukaryota; Viridiplantae; Streptophyta; Magnoliopsida; Malvales; Malvaceae.
AGAUUGGCUGUUUUUCUUUUUCUUUUUUCUUUUGGUGUUAAUUCUGAUUUAUUAUUUGUUACAUAAUUUUGUAGCCAUUUUUGGUUGGUUACUUCUUAUAAGAGAUUUCAAUUGUUGGCAUGAAUUAUAUGGAAAUGUCACUUUGAAACUCAUUGUCAAUUUUGAGUUAUAAUUUUGAUUAUCUGAGACUCAGAUCAGAUACGCCCCCUCCCUUGCCUAUUAACUUACCUUAAAAGGCAAAGUAUGUUCAUACAGAACAUAUCUCAUGGUUGUAAUUUUUUCUUUUGUUUCCACUUUAACAACAGCAACAUUAACCAAACUAAGCUUUUUAUUUCUACAUGCAUAUGGGAUUGGCUAUACCAUUUAUGUUUCACCACUAUACUUGUUCAAGAUUAUGGUCUCAGUGAGCUCAGUGAAAGUGAAGUUCAUUUUUCUUUUAGUUUCUAUCCGUGUCCUUGUUGCUCUCCUUUACUUCUCCUGACAUUGAUAACUUCUUUUAAAUCAAGUCUUCUCACAGGGGUAUUUCUAAAUCUUUACAUUUCCAACCCACCUUAAUGUGUUUUUGCUGCCUCUAUCUUUUCCUUUAUACUUGCAUUCCUAAUUUUAUCUCUACAUGUCCAGGCAUCUAAUGUAGCAUUCUCAUCUCAGUCACACUGAUUUGUUCUGUAACCAACAUUCCGUCCUGUAAACGUUGUCAGUUUUAUUUGUCUAGCAGAAUUUUCCCCUAUGUUUGAGUAGAAUUUGUGUUUACACCAUACUUUCAAUGUAUCUGGUAAUAUUUUUUUUUCUACAUGUGCAUUCGGUAACCAGGAUAUGUUUGCCUGCUUACACAGUCAUCUAGAAUUGAUUCAAGCACUUGGUACUCUUUUAGCAAUAUUCUAAUAUAACAACUGAUACAGCGAAUGGACCUGAAAAUGGAGUUGAAUAGCCUGAAAGAUGCAUUUGAUCGUGUUGCAAAGAAGCAAAAGCUGUCCUGUUCUAAAACCCAGGAAGUUGUGGACCAGAUUGUUCAAGAAAUCAAGAAAGCAAUAGAGAUGGUGCAAUCAACCACCCUUGAUUAUAAAUCUGUACUUGCUGAGCUGAAGAAAAAGUUGCAUGAAAUUGCUCCACUCAGUCAGCUAGAAGGCACCCAGAAGGAACUGAACAUAGCACUAAGCAAGUAUCCGAAAGCUCUUGAGAAAGCCCUUAAUCCUGAUAUAUCCAAGGCUUAUCGAAAUAUUGAGUUUGAUUCCCAUAUAGUUAACCAGAUAAUUGCCAGCUAUUUAUAUCGGCAAGGGCUGUUUGAUGUUGGUGAUUGUUUCAUAAACGAGGUUGGGGAUGCAGAAGUUGCUGCUGCUACGAGAUCACUUUUUCAGGAAAUGUAUCAAAUACUUGAAGCCAUUAAGAGUAGGAACCUAGAGCCUGCCCUGAAAUGGGCAGCUACAAACUCUGAUAAACUGAAAGAUAAUGGUUCAGACCUUCUGCUGAGACUCCAUCAACUGCAGUUUGUGAAAAUACUUCAGAAGGGAAGAAGAGAUGAAGCAAUCAAGUACGCAAGAACUAACUUUGCUUCUUUUGCUGGAAACCAUAUGCCCGAAAUCCAGAGGCUCAUGGGGUGUCUCUUGUAUUCUGAUAGACUUAACGAUUCCCCAUAUGCUCAUUUAUUAUCACCAACCAAUUGGGAUGUAGUGGCUGAGGAGCUCACCAGGCAAUUCUGCAGUCUUCUGGGGCAAUCAUAUGAGAGCCCAUUGAGUGUGACAAUAGCAGCAGGAGUGCAAGGGUUGCCACCUCUUCUGAAGUUUAUGACUGUUAUGGCUGGGAAGAAGCAGGAAUGGCAAUCAAUGAAGCAGUUGCCUGUGCCAGUGGAGUUGGAUAAGGAGUUUCAAUUUCAUUCUAUAUUUGUGUGCCCAGUGUCGAAGGAGCAAUCAACCGAUGAAAACCCGCCAAUGAUGAUGCCAUGUGGUCAUGUGCUCUGCAAACAGUCUAUCAACAAGAUGUCAAAGAAUGGCUCAAAAACUUUCAAGUGCCCAUACUGCCCAUCUAAUAUCGAUGCAACACAGUGCAGGCAGCUGAAUUUCUGAUGUAUUCCCUAAUAUGCACAUGGGUUGUACUAAAAACUGUUUCCUUUAGACUGAAUCCAAAAUGAGUAGAACUAGAAAUUGGUGUGGUGUAGCCAAUGUGGUGAGAUGGUGGCAAUGCUGGUCAGUAAUGGUGUACUGUUUGUUGAUGAACUCGUUGUAAAUAGAAAUUCUUUUCCACAUUCAUGCUGGUAAUAGAAAAGCAACUUGCUUCUGCUCUAAAACUAUAGUAUAUGGAAUCUGGGAAGCUAGUUGAGGGCUUGGCUUGGCUCUCUACUCUAAAAGGCUAUAGCCAGCAUUUCAAAUGGGCCUUAAGGUGAAGUGACUGAAAUGCCGAAAAAUUCUUUCGUAUCAGCCUAUGAACAGAACAAAUAAAUUACUAUGACUUGAAUUCGAACUCAAAUCCAUCUUACUCAAUUCUUAUAACUGUAAAUGUUUAUUAUUUAUUUUCAUGAUAAUAAAAUAAAAUGUGGUCCU